Messenger RNA from Prorocentrum cordatum, 312 nucleotides. The record is from the annotation of a GenBank genome assembly. Lineage: Eukaryota; Dinophyceae; Prorocentrales; Prorocentraceae.
AUGCUCAGCGUGUGCUCCCUUAAGUGCUCGUCCGUCCUCUUCUUUGUCCAGGUUGGCUGGAGGGUGCGUGGUUAUGCAUGGCCUUCUGGUCCCAGGAUCCUCGGCGAGGGCGACCAUAUGUACUCCACACCCGUCUUGCAGAGGAAACCAUCGCUGCUUCCCCAUGCACCAAUCACAAGUGUUCCAUGUCGUGAGCGCAAGCAGCUAUUCCUUCUGGGUUACUUGGGGCAGCCAUGCUGGAGGAUGAGGACGAGGAGGACGACAUCACUUAGUACGGCCAUGACCGUGACCGUGAUCAUGAUAUCGCCAUAA